UUGAAUUGUCAAGUGGACUUAGAAUCAAUGAAGAACACUGACUCCAAUAGCUGAUAUUUAUCUCAAUAAAACAUUAACAAUGAUGGAUUACGAAUUUAAAAUAAAAACACAGAAAGACAGGACUAAAGUUGAGGAUUUGUUUGAGUUUGAGGGGUGCAAAGUGGGACGAGGCACUUAUGGACAUGUCUACAAAGCCAGGCGGAAAGAGGGAAUUCCAGAUGCAGAAUUCAAAUCUAGGCCAGACACGAAAGAUUUCGGUCUUAAACAAAUUGAGGGAACUGGGCUGUCCAUGUCAGCAUGUCGAGAAAUAGCAUUACUCAGGGAAUUGAAGCAUAUCAAUGUGAUAACGCUGAUUCGUGUGUUUCUCUCUCAUAACGAUCGCAAAGUGUCCCUGCUGUUUGACUUUGCAGAGCAUGAUCUAUGGCAUAUAAUCAAAUUUCACAGAGCAGCUAAAGCCAAUAAAAAACCGGUGAUGGUACCUAAGGGAAUGGUGAAAUCACUCUUAUAUCAAAUAUUGAAUGGUAUACAUUAUUUACAUUCCAAUUGGGUGCUCCAUCGGGAUUUGAAACCAGCGAAUAUUUUAGUAAUGGGAGAGGGAAACGAGAGAGGUCGUGUAAAAAUAGCUGAUAUGGGAUUUGCGAGAUUAUUCAAUGCUCCGCUGAAACCUCUAGCUGACCUCGAUCCUGUGGUGGUGACAUUCUGGUACCGAGCGCCAGAAUUACUCUUAGGGGCGAGACAUUAUACAAAAGCAAUUGACAUAUGGGCGAUAGGAUGUAUAUUUGCAGAACUAUUAACUGCCGAACCAAUUUUUCACUGUAGACAAGAGGACAUAAAAACGAGUAAUCCUUAUCAUCACGAACAAUUAGAUCGAAUAUUCAAUGUCAUGGGAUUUCCCCUGGAGAAAGACUGGGAAGAUAUUAAGAAAAUGCCAGAACAUCCCACAUUACUUAAAGACUUCAAAAGAUCAAAUUAUGCCAACUGUUCGUUGACGAAGUAUAUGGAUCGACAUAAGAUAAAACCUGAUAGUAAAGCAUUUAACCUGUUACAAAAAUUACUGAUGAUGGAUCCUAAUAAGCGAAUAACUUCGGAACACUCGAUGCAGGAUGCCUACUUCCAAGAGGAACCACUGCCAACGCAAGACAUUUUUGCUGGUUGUCCAAUUCCCUAUCCAAAACGGGAAUUUUUGACUGAUGAUGAUACUGAAGAGAAGACGGAGAACAAAGCUCGACAAAAUCAACAACAAACGCAGCAACAGCCGACUCAGCCACAACAAGGUAAUAGUGAACACAGUCACGGUCAAAAUCCAAAACGAGUACGACUGAAUGGUCCUCACGGUGCACCGGAGUUCCAUCAACAUCAGACUCACACAAUGACUCAUCAACAGCCACCCGGUAUGGUUUAUUCAACUGCACAGUCAGCCCAGCCAGCCAACUUCCAUCAGCGUUACUAGUCGGCCAAUCUAGUUAUUGAUUUACAAAUGUUUGAUGAAGGAAACAACCGGAAUGAACGAAAUAAUUCUUGCUGCAGUUGGUGGAAUCAAUUACUACAUUGUUCAAUUCAAUUAUAAAUAAAUAUUAAUUACCUCAGUA
Molecule: messenger RNA, 1589 nt
Organism: Diachasma alloeum
Lineage: Eukaryota; Metazoa; Arthropoda; Insecta; Hymenoptera; Braconidae
Gene: Cdk8
Product: cyclin-dependent kinase 8
Exons: 11
Coding region: 80-1450 (456 amino acids)
Biological process (GO): protein phosphorylation
Cellular component (GO): mediator complex; nucleus
Molecular function (GO): ATP binding; RNA polymerase II CTD heptapeptide repeat kinase activity; cyclin-dependent protein serine/threonine kinase activity
Source: RefSeq, a predicted model, not a curated record